UUAAUUUCAGCCUACAUCUUUCCACUAAUUUCCUCAUUCUCAGUACUUCUCUUCACCCAACCAAAAUGCAGAACCAACCAGAGAGGAAAAAUGUCCAUGCCAAGUACGAAGAGGAAAAAGAACAAGAACAAGAGCAAGAGAAGAAGAGUACUACUGAUAAGCAAAAUGAAAUUCCAUUAAUGGCGUUGAACCACGUAUCGAGACUUUGCAAGAAUGUGAAAGAAUCAGUAGAUUUCUACACUAAAGUUCUUGGGUUUGUAUUGAUUGAGAGGCCGCAAGCUUUUGAUUUUAAUGGAGCUUGGUUGUUUAACUAUGGCGUUGGGAUUCAUCUGGUUCAAGCUAAAGAUGAAGAUAGAUUACCCAGUGAUACUGAUACCCUCGACCCUAUGGACAACCAUAUUUCUUUUCAGAGCGAAGACAUGGAGGGAAUGGUGGAAAGGGUGAAGCAGUUGAACGUAAAAUAUUUAAAGAGAACGGUAGGAGAGGAAGAAGGAGCAGCUAUUGAUCAACUAUUCUUCAGGGAUCCAGAUGGACACAUGAUUGAGAUAUGCAAUUGUGAGAAUGUGAAGUUGAUCCCUCAACGUUCCAUUGGCCGCAUCAAACUUCCUUUUGAUCGUCACAUCCCUCCUCUUGAGUUGGGAAAAAAAGAUGAUGCCAAUGCUGCCAAAGCUUAAAGGAAGAUGCUUACUGUUAUGUUUUUUAAUUUGAUUUUGGAUGUAGCUUCUAAUUUAUUAUAUUAUUCAAGAUUUGAGUAAUGUCUUCUCAAGUCUCGAUUUGGUUCCUAUCGUCUAAUCUAUUGCUUCUCUUA
This is a messenger RNA of Nicotiana tabacum (common tobacco), 808 nucleotides long. Its product is annotated as glyoxylase I 4-like. The record is from RefSeq and is a predicted model, not a curated record. Lineage: Eukaryota; Viridiplantae; Streptophyta; Magnoliopsida; Solanales; Solanaceae.